GUAUUCCUUGCGUCUACAAAUUACGGUUUGCCGACUUUGCCGUCAUUGUUUUUACACUUUAAACAUUAAAUUCUACCCGUACAUAACACGAAAAAUAAACAAUAGCUAAAAGCUUUCAUCUUUACAAAUUUGUUAAGAAAAUAAAUUGAAACAUGGCCGGUCUGGUUGUUCAAUCUCGUUUCGCGGGGCUCCAGGUGGAAGACGAAGACUUUUGCUCGGAUGAGCAGAAGAAGAAGAACAAGAAUAGUGCCGCUAAAAAAGUCGAGCCUCCGAAAAAAGCAAAACCUGCGCCAGCUAAGACUCAGGUGGCUAAGAAGAAGAAGCCAAAGCAGGCUGCUCAGUCAUCCAACCAGUGGGAGCUGUGGAAGCAGAAGGAUGAGCAGCUUGUGGACGGCAACUUUGAAGACGAACUGCAGCAGGCUAUUUUACUCUCCAAAUUAGACUAUGAAGAGAAAAAAGAUGUAUAUCAGCAGAUUAAGAAAGAAGCAGAGAUUACAAAGAAGAAAGAAGAAGCAGCCCGCACGACCACAAAGAAGCAGAAAAAGAAGAAUGUCAUGAGCCUGGAUCAGUUUAAUGACAUGGUGGCUGGCGAUGAAUCUAAAACAAGCCAAGAAGACGAAAAAUCCUCAGACUCCAAACCAGAUAAACCUAAAGACGACACAGAGUUCUUCGAGAGAGUGAAAUCAGAAACGAAGAAUGAAUUACUAAAAGACAAAAUAAUAGACAGGGUGAAGUCACAAACGCGGCACCAAACCCAGGAUAUAACUAAAGCACAGUUUGUCGAUACCUUAGAAAAGAAGGAUAAAGAAAUACAUGCGCUAAAAGAGGAGGUGACUAAUUUGAAAAAGGAAUUAUUAACAGUCAAGUCUAGGAAUAAGAAGUUAUGCAGUAUAUUAGGACAGGGAGAAAUGAAAGACAAAGCUGAAGUAUUAGUAGAAGUUGAAAGGCUACGCGCGGUCCAGUCUGAAUUGACGGCGGAAAUCGCGUCUCUCCACACGGACCUCGAGAAGGAGCGAUCCAAGAACGCCGACCCUAGAGCGAAAGAUAAGAAAAAUAACACUAAGAAGAAAAACAUACGUUUCGACGUUUCUUCUGAAGCCUUAAUAUCUAAAGAAUCAAGUUCCGGAACUGCCUGAGAAGAGAUUAAUCUAUAAAAUAUAUAUAAACUGAAGUGAUAGUAAAAGAAAUAUAAAUAAAUGCCUAAUUUACAGAAACGAUUUUUAUUGUUUUGAUUUGUAUAAUUUGUAGCUUUUUGCGAAGUAGCAUAUAUUCAGUAUUUUUUUUUUACUUUAAAUUGCAAAUAUUGAGAUGCGAUUAAGUAGUACAUGUUACACAAAACCUAUUUAGAAUAUUUUAUAUAAAUAUUAUUUUUUAGCAUAAGUUAGUUUAUAUAAUUAUUAUAUGUUAGAAAUAGCAUACUUACGUAACCUCAUUUUUUGGAAUAUCCGAGUUCAUGGUAUUGUUGAUUUUUGUUAACCCGAGGGUUAACCCUCCAUUUUCGUCCACCAAACUUAACUCAGGGUUAGUGGGCUAUCAUCUGUCAAAUUUCAUAUAAAAUAGUGGGUUAACCCUCCAUUUUCGUUGUUGCAA
Leguminivora glycinivorella is the source of this 1590-nucleotide messenger RNA. Its product is annotated as G kinase-anchoring protein 1-like. Gene Ontology annotation, biological process: signal transduction. Gene Ontology annotation, cellular component: Golgi apparatus. The record is from RefSeq and is a predicted model, not a curated record. The transcript is spliced from 7 exons. Lineage: Eukaryota; Metazoa; Arthropoda; Insecta; Lepidoptera; Tortricidae. The coding region runs from base 153 to 1136 and encodes 327 amino acids.